Molecule: messenger RNA, 3777 nt
Organism: Alternaria ethzedia
Lineage: Eukaryota; Fungi; Ascomycota; Dothideomycetes; Pleosporales; Pleosporaceae
Exons: 3
Coding region: 1-3777 (1258 amino acids)
Biological process (GO): protein polyubiquitination
Molecular function (GO): protein binding
Source: RefSeq, a predicted model, not a curated record
AUGAUACACCUACCCGACGAGUUGAUCCUCCACAUCAUCUCCUACCUCGAACCCUCGGAGCUCGUCGCUCUCCAACACGUGUCGCGCCGCUUCCUCAACCUCUCACGCGACAACAACCUCUGGAAGUCGCUAUGCUUCACCCACUCGACCGCUGAGCGCCGUCGCCGCCGUCUCGAAAUUACAACCGACAUCGACCCCCGCCUCGCCGAGCUGAUACGCGCCGCCGACACGCUUGCCAACACUUUCGAUACCUCUGUACAUGAUGAGACCGCGCCGAGUGCUGAGUCACAGCAGGAGCGCAACCAGGAGAAGCGGAGGCAGGCGCUGAUUGCGAAUUGGGACCCCAGUUACCCUGACGAGAAGGUGAAUUGGUACCAGGACUUUAUACAGCGCCAUGCCGAGCAGAAGAUUAGCUGGUUCCAGGAUGCUGGGACAGAAAAAGACGAGGGGGUCAUAAGGAGGGAGGCUACGGGUGCAGGCAUUCUAUUCGACGAUGAUGGCUUAGCAAACAAGCUCAUCGCCCCCCUCGACGAUGGCAGCAUCAGCAUCUGGGACGUCUCAGCUAGCAGCGACCGACAGGGCAAGAUGAUAGCGAAGAGCGACAUCGGGCUGCUACCAGGCAGAGGCUCAGACCUCGACUACGACACGCGCCUCACCCAAAGCCAAGCCAUCAUGACAGAAACCGGUGCCGUCGAAUGCGUGAGCAUCGACAGCAAACUCCACAAAGGCUUCUUCGCCGUCAAAAACGCCCUCAACGAAGUCGAUCUCAACACCCUCCAAGUCGUCUCACGAACACCCUAUCCCUUCCCCAUCACCGCCCUCUCCGAAGCCCACCACCGCACCCCCCUCACAGUCGGCACAAACUGGACGCUGCACCUCCACGACUCGCGCAAACCUCCCACCCCACCUUCCUCCGUCCGCUGCGAGCUCAUCGGCGGCCCAACCGACAGCGACUUCUCGCGCCUCGACACCGGCGACUUCGACGGCCACGUCUCGCUCUCCCAGCCCGGUGCGCUGUCCAUACUCCACCUACCCACAACGCGCGACUGGGAUGGAAACGGCGAUAUCUGGGUCGCAGGACGCUUCACCAGCAUGUUGAACUUUGACCGGAGGUCUUUCCCGAGACUACGCGGUACUGUGCAUUCUGGCGCAAGACUGUCGUGUAUCACGGCUAUACCGCAUCCUUUCGUACCACAAGAUCUGAGACUGGGCCGACCAUAUAGCAGUCCGGCAUCGUUGCGCGACGCGAAAUCUACACCGGGGUAUACGUUGAUCGCAGCGGGUGAAUACAAAGGCAAAGGCUCGCUGGAAUUGUAUGGCCUCUCGAAUGAACCUUCUCGUUCUAUCAACUCGAGCGACAGCCGCACGACGCGCAACCAGAAAGCGUAUUAUCAGAAUCGUCAGACGGCUAGUAGUUCCAAGUUAUUGGCUGUUGCGCCGCAGGGUACGCGACUCGUUUUCUCGGAUGGAGAUGGGAAUUUGAAGUGGGUGGAAAGGGAUGGGAGUACGCCCGUGCGGCAGUUCAACAUUAAUGAUUUCCAGAGGAGUAAAGACGGGGAGACUGUGGCGCAACAUCAGCAUCACAGUAGUCUUGUUAAUGCGACGCCGGAUGAGGAAGCGGGGUGGGGGGAUAUUGUGCAGAAAAUCUUGCCUACGACUAAUGCCUCCUUGCUUACACCUUACUCUCCGGCUUCUUCUGGGACUGAGUCUCUCGGUCUGAAUAACCUUGUUCUGUGGACUGGAGACGGGAAACUGGGUCUGCUGGGCUUUGGCAAGGAACCGCCCAUGGCGAGGGAUGUUUUUGAGGAUGCGCUGGAGAGACAGGGUGAUGGGGAGGAGGGAGGGGAGAAGAUGAGGGAGCGGCAGUAUGGAGUGGAGAUGAGGAGGGCGCUUGAACAUCAGGCUAGGGAGUUGAGGUGGUUGAGGGGUACUUCGGCGCCUCCAGUACCUGCUCCUCAACCACCGAAAAUGUCAGUCAACGCUUACGCCUCACCCAUUGCUCUCGGCGACUCGAAGCGCGCGGACCCAGACAAGCAUUCUAUCUUGGAAUUACCAGGCGAAAUCCGCAAUCAGAUCUACGAUUACGUUGUCAAAUCUUCGACACCGCUUGAAGUACGAUAUCACGGAAUAGAGCCAUGGACUUGCGAUCUGGGUCUAUAUCUCAACGACCAGUCACGCAUUCCGACAAGUCUCUUCCUCUCCUGUCGAAAGCUAUACCAUGAGGUCGCUUCAUCUUUCUACGCCAACAAUACAUUUACCUUGGAACCGGAUAUCAGACGUUCAACAUACCACUCCUACGCUGAGAUAUCCAGCACCUUAAUCACUCGCUUAGGCACUCAAGCCCGAUGGCUCGCCAAGAUGGAACUUGAUGUGAGCUCCCUAGCAGAUUACCGAUAUCGCAGAUGUGACGAGGGGCUUGGCUUCGUAUUCAACGAUUGGACCGAGCUUUUCGAUGUUACUACUCUCCUUCGCGCUAUCUGGAGUCGAGACUCGCCGGUGCUUGUUUCUUUCACCAGGUCGCCGAAUUCCAGUACUUUUGAGUGUGACGCUACGACCGUGGCUGCUAUCAUCCAGUCCAUCUGCCAGGGCCAACUUCAACUCCGUCGUUAUGGACAGCAGCUGCGCGCGGUUGCGCUGAAGCGAGAUGGAUCUGGCGGGAUACUCAACUGGGGGACUACUCCGGCUACACCUCAGCCAUGGCAAUGCCCAGGUCGUUUCCAAGCGAACCCUGAUUACCUGACAGACUUCACCGCUGAAGACAACGGAUCUCGGCUUAAGCUUAUCUCGCAACGUAGCGAACCCUUAACUUUGCUAACACUACCUGAGUCUAUUCAGGACCGCAUCUAUAGCAUGGUCGUACAUCCCACCGAGGGUACACUCAUCGAUCUCGACCACGACACGGAAUUCGAUUGUGGACUCAUCCACGUCAACAAACACUUCUACCGCACUUGGCGCGACAAGUUUCUUUUCGAGAACAAAUUCGUGUUGACCAUGAGUACAAAGCAGCUACAAACGACAUUCGACGACUUCAACCAUCUCCGGACCUUCCUCCGCAAGACCUACAUGCCCAAGUCGACCUACUCAAAUGGAGAGCCAGACACCAUUACCGCGAGGAUCGUCACUCGGGAGAAGGCGCAUCCACAGCCCGGUCCGUCGUACGUUCUGAGAUUUGAGAUGGACAGCGAAGUCUCGCUGGCCGAUGUGCGUAUCAAUGCGUUACCAUUCGUAAUGGAGACAUCAACUACGCAAGCAUCAAACACAGUCACAUUCCAAAUUUGGACAACCCCCGGCACUGAGGGACCAGCAACCAUGACUGCGUCUCAUACCAUGACACUCCACCAGCUGCGACUCAACAUCGUACUAGCGAUAAUGCGCCACGUGUAUUCCAUCCCAACGUUCCACCGAGACGAACUCCCAGAUUUCUGGAUCAACGGCUUCGGCGACGUCGUCCCGACUCCUCCUCCCACUACUACCACUACCACUGCCACUAAUACCCGUGUACCAUGCUCCCCCACCGGACCCUGGCACCCAGCCUCCACACUCAUAUACAACGCCGACUGGGACGAAGACAACUACUCCAUCUCAGAGCUCCAUCCCAUCGACUACGUCUACCGCAACAACGGCUGGGGAUUCCAUUCUGGCUGUCGGUAUCCAUACAGUAUCCAUUGGCAGCUUUUUCCGUUUUGCAGGAGGACAAAGGAGGUGCUGCCGUAUCUUGUGCGGUGUCUGGAUGAGGCGGGGUUGCCUGAUGACGAUGACGGGAUUUUUGGACAGUAA